This is a messenger RNA of Girardinichthys multiradiatus, 4398 nucleotides long. It is a transcript of the gene cercam, whose product is annotated as cerebral endothelial cell adhesion molecule. Bases 177 to 1952 code for a protein of 591 amino acids. The transcript is spliced from 12 exons. NCBI's taxonomy places the organism in Eukaryota, Metazoa, Chordata, Actinopteri, Cyprinodontiformes, Goodeidae. The record is from RefSeq and is a predicted model, not a curated record.
CGGAAGUUGUGAGCCCUCUCUCAGCCGCGUUUGCAUGACUUCACCCAGAAAUGGGAAGAAGUAGUUGGCUGAUAAUUUGGGAAAGCCCUCUUUUUCUUGAACUGCUGACGCGUACAACAGUCUACGUGCUGCCCGAAAAGUGAAGCAGCAUUUUUCUCUUCACCACAUCCUCCACCAUGUUACUUCGGGUUUUAGUCUCAGCAGCUCUGAUUUUCCGGGCUGAGUGUUACUUUGCUGAAGAAAAGUUCCCGGAGGAGUCGAAGAUGCAGCCUCCCACCGUGGUGAUCGCGAUCAUAGCCCGGAACGCCGCUCAUUCCGUGCCGUACUACCUCGGAGCUCUGGAGAGGCUCAACUACCCCAAAGACCGCAUCUCGGUGUGGGCGGCCACAGAUCACAACUCAGACAACACCACAGCCAUGCUGAGAGAGUGGCUGACUGUCAUGCAGAGAUUUUACCAUUAUGUUGAGUGGAGACCGAUGGAGCAGCCUAUGUCUUAUGCAGGGGAACUGGGUCCAAAGCACUGGCCCAACAGCAGAUAUGAGUAUGUGAUGAAGCUGAAGCAGGCAGCUCUUAAUUUUGCCAGAAAACGCUGGGCUGACUACAUACUGUAUGCUGACACAGACAACAUCCUCACCAACCCAGAAGCCCUCAACCUGCUGAUUGCAGAGAACAAGUCAGUCAUUGCCCCCAUGUUAGACUCCCAGGGAGCGUACUCCAACUUUUGGUGCGGCAUCACUCCGCAGGGCUAUUAUCGCCGAACAGCAGAGUACUUCCCAACACGUUACCGCCACAGACACGGCUGCUUCCCCGUGCCGAUGGUCCACAGCACCCUGCUGCUGGAUCUGAGGAAGGAAGGCAUGAGGAAACUGGCUUUCUAUCCUCCUCAUGAAGACUACUCAUGGCCCUAUGACGACAUCAUUGUUUUUGCCUUCUCCUGCCGUGCUGCAGCGGUACAGAUGUAUGUGUGCAACAAGGAGCGCUAUGGCUACCUAAACGUUCCGGCCAAACCUCAUUUCACGCUGGAGGAUGAUCGUCUCAACUUUGUCCACGUCCACCUGGAGUCACUGAUUGGUGGGCCCGGCAUGUAUCCCUCUCGAUACAUUCACAUGUUCCCAAAGCAGAGAGAUCUGAUGGGAUUUGAUGAGAUCUAUCUGAUUAACCUGCGACGCCGGCCUGACCGUAGGGACAGAAUGUUGUACUCCCUGAACGAGCUGGAGGUUGACGUCAAAGUUGUAGACGCUGUGGAUGGAAAUGCACUGAACAGCAGCGACAUUAAACUCCUGGGUGUCGACCUGCUGCCAGGAUACUACGACCCGUUCUCUGGGCGCACCCUCACCAAGGGAGAGGUGGGCUGCUUCCUCAGCCACUAUUACAUCUGGAAGGAGGUUGUGGACAUCCAAAUGGAUAAAGCCCUGAUCUUUGAGGAUGACGUUCGCUUCGAGCCAAACUUCAAGCGAAGAUUUCUCAGGCUCAUGGAGGAGGUGGAGAAAGUGAAGCUGGACUGGGACAUAAUAUACCUCGGCAGGAAGCAAGUAAAUCCUGGAAAGGAGGAGGCAGUGGAGAACAUUCGGAACCUGGUGGAGGCUGACUAUUCGUACUGGACUCUGUCCUAUGCCAUCUCUCAGCAGGGAGCCCAAAAACUGCUCAAUGCCGAGCCGCUUUCUAAGAUGCUCCCCAUCGAUGAAUUCCUCCCCAUCAUGUAUGACAAACAUCCCAAUGAGGACUACAAGUCCCACUUCCCCAACAGAAACCUGCAAGCCUUCAGCACGCGCCCCCUUCUGGUGCAGCCAUGUCACUACGCCGGCGACCCUGCGUGGGUGAGCGACACGGAGACUUCGACUCUGUGGGACGAUGACACGGUAAGGACCGAUUGGAGGGGCUCCCACAAAACGCUGAAGGGAGCUGCGCCACCGCCUGAGAUGCUGUCUGCCUCCUACAGGGAUGAACUUUAGUGCCAGGAGGCUGUGAGGUCAGAGAGAAGGACGCUGAGAGGACAACAUGAUGUCAGACUUCAUUUCAGUCCACUCAGUUUGAUGCGCCAAACAUGCUCAGUGUCCUACGAGUUGGACGUUUUGAGUUUUGAUUAUUCUAAAUGGUGUGUGGUACUCGGUGGAUGAUAUUUCGGAUAAUUUAUUGACACUCUGUAGCAAUAUGCUUUAAAGGUUAUGCGGAAACUUGCACAACAAAUUUUCCUCAAUCAGUUCAGUGUUUUAAACAUUUUUGUUUGUUUAUUAGCUUUUAAUAACAGUUAUUACUUCUGUGGCAUGCGUGAAAGAAACUUAUGUCUGAUGUAUGCCUGUGGCGACUGGAUUUAUGGGAAACUGAGCUCAGAUAUUUCCUUUUUUUUAAUAAAAUAUCUGUGUAGUCAUUUUUCUUCUUCCACUGGGACUAUUGACAGACAGAACUGCACCCAUUACAAAGCUCAAAUUCUCACAGCAAUAACAGUUUCAAAGCGUCGACACAUAUGAUGGUUCAGAACUCUUCUGAGUGGCUCAAGAUUGUAUUAAUCAAAUAUCGUGUUUUUACUCGAGCAUACUGAAUGUUAUUUAAGAAAGUCUCACAAAGCAUUUUAAAAGUAAUAGAUUCAGUGAUAAUUAUCUUAAACCUACAUUUUUUCAGGUAAAUUAAACUGCAGAUGGUUAGUUCGAAUUCAUGGAUUGCUGAAGUUUUUAUUUCAUUUCGAAUAUUUGCAAAGAUGAAAAAAGAUUCAUACAUAAAAUACAUUCAAGAAUAAUGUGAUCUGCUAGAAAGAAAAAAAAAUUUCUUGGAAUUAAAGCUGUUACAAUUAUGUAAAAUAAAAAAUCUGAUUAAAUAUAAGGUCGUCAAGUUUAUCUAAAUAUAAUUUAAGAUUGUUUUACAUUCACAUUGAAAUGGAACAAAGCAGGCGUAUGCUGAGGUUAGUAGUGUUAGGUUAGUAUUUUAAAUGGUAAAAUUCUUUGAUAUGGGUUCAGGAAGUAGAUAAAACAUUUACAUUAGAAUUUAUGAGCCAUUUAAAUUACAUAAAUGAGGUUUGACUAAACCUUUACUUUUAUUUUAAUAAACACAUGUAAUGAGCUGUUUUCAGUUUGGAUAAUUUCUGCUUAUGCAUGUUUUAAUUUAUUGAGUCUUUGCUGAUGUGCCUUACUGGUUAAUCAAAAACUUGUCCAUGUGGCUGUUUUUCUUUAUCUGUGUUUUAAAGUGGGGUAAAUGGAACAUUUCGUCAUUUUUAAAUAACAAACAGGUCAAAUUUUGAUUAAAGAAAACUUAACAGUUAAUGUUGUGAGUAACGAGAUUUUAUCUUUGAUAUUUGGUGCCAAGCUACCCAUGUUGUACAGACCACGAUUUACCACAAGAAGGCGACAAUUUUCGACCAUCAAAUAGGAGUAGCAGGUAUUGUUCUGCUGAAUGGAGUUCAGAAAAAAUACCGGGUUUGUAAAGUUUAGUUAUCUUGACUUACUGUGAUUACUGAUGCUGUAUAAUCACUUGCCUUUUGUUAAUUAAAUGCAUAAUUUUUACAAAAAAUAUUUUGUGAAAUAGGUCAUUAAGUACAAAGUAUUGGAUUUUAUAGUGAUAAUUGUAUUGGGUAAAAUAUCCUUUAUUCAUAUUUUUCCCCAGCUUCUCUUUUUCAAUUGAAUAUCAAACUACUGGACUUAAAGUCUCCAGUUUCUGGGAUUCUGCUUGUUUUACUGCUUUGUGGAAGAAUAUAGUUGAAGCCAAUGAGGUUGGAGGAGUUGCUCCUGCACUUAAUCAGACCAAAUUUGUCUGUGGCUGAUUCUUGCGACUGUUGGCAUCAUAAAGAUGGGUGAGACACUUGCAGAGGCAGACAUGCAUGCUCAGACCUCCAUAUAACAUAUCAAGCUUGUCUUUUUAUUGGCCGAUUUCAGUCAGGCCUUUCAGCUUUUGCUUCUGCUAACUGCAUCUUUAAAUGUUGCCUUCAGCUGUAAUUUUUUGGGUACUUCUGCACAGUUUCAAGGGCUUUUGUUAAUAGUUGUUUAUUUGUCUUUCUUUUAACCCACUAGUAGUUUUUCAUUUUCUUUGGUACAUCCUAUAUAGCUAAUUUCUUUCCUCUUCUGUGUGAUAAGCUGCUCAGUUUAAAUUUGACUGACCUAAAGAUAGGCAAAAACAGAAGAGGUCACCCACUCACUUUGACCGUAGAGUAAGACUCUUCACUCCAAUGUUAUUCAAAUGCCUGUGCUUUGUUUUGUUUGAUACAGCGGCUUUCAAAAUUCUACACAAUCACUAUAAGAUGUUUUGGAUUUUGUGAUAUAAAAAAUAAGACCAUGAUAAAUUAUUUCUGAACGUUUUCUGUAAUUAACGUGACAUUUAUUUUGUGCAAAUUUGAUUGGGGGAAAAAAUUAUAAAAAAAAUGUUAAAAGCUGUAAUAAACUGAUUGCAUACGUGUGCACACCCAUAAACUAA